This is a messenger RNA of Cucurbita pepo subsp. pepo (vegetable marrow), 1714 nucleotides long. RefSeq names its product alkane hydroxylase MAH1-like. Gene Ontology annotation, molecular function: monooxygenase activity; iron ion binding; heme binding. NCBI's taxonomy places the organism in Eukaryota, Viridiplantae, Streptophyta, Magnoliopsida, Cucurbitales, Cucurbitaceae. The record is from RefSeq and is a predicted model, not a curated record.
GUAUAUAUAUCUAUUCUGCCAAGUUUGAGUUGCAGGGCUCCAAUGGCUUCCUUAAGCUUUCUAUCAAUCCUUCUGGCUUUCAUACCCUUUGUUUUCGCCCUGGUUGUUCUAUCUCUGAAGUGGAACUUCAAUGGGCUUCCAUGGAAUUGGCCUUUCUUCGGAAUGACUCCCACUAUUCUCUUCCAUAUCCACCGAGUUCAUCAUCGUCUAACUCAUAUCUUACAACAAUCUCCUUCCACUUUCCUUUUCAAAGGUGCUUGGUUUGCUGGUCUUGAUUUCUUCUUAACGGUUGACCCUUCAAACAUUCACCAUAUUUUGAGUACUAACUUCGAUCGAUACCCCAAAGGCCCUGAUUUCAAGUACAUCUUCGACGUUCUCGGAGAUGGGAUUUUCAACUCCGACUCUGUUUCAUGGAAGACCCAACGUACAACCGCUCAUGCUCUGGUUCGUCAAGAGAAGUUUCUUCAUUUCUUGGAGAAAAUUGCUAUGAAGAAAGUGAGGGAAGAGUUGGUUUCAGUUCUUGAAAGUGUUUGUGAAAAUGGGUCGGUGUUGGAUUUGCAAGAUUUGUUUCAGAGAUUCUCGUUUGACUCCACUUGUAUGUUGGUCACUGGCUUCGACCUCCAUAGCUUAUCUCUUGAGUUCCCUCAAGUUCCGUUUUCCAAGGCUAUGGAUGAUAUCGAGGAAGUGAUAUUUCUCCGACACUUCAUUCCUAAGAAAAUUUGGGAAUUUCAAAAGAAGCUCCAAAUUGGUCAUCCCAUGAGGCUGCAAGAAGCUUGGGAAAUCAUAGAUCAAACCAUCGCAAACUUGAUAGCUACCAAAAGGGAAAGCUUGAAUCAGCUAAGAGAAGAGAAAGAUGAAGAAGGGGUUGAUUUGAUCACAUCAUACAUGGAAAACAAAGAAAAUGACGACAAGAUGUUGAGAGACACUGUUUUAAAUUUCAUGAUUGCAGGCCGAGACACUCUAAGUUCAGCUCUCUCUUGGUUUUUCUUCUGUCUUUCAAACAAUCCGACAGUCGAAGCGAAGAUAAGAGAAGAGCUUGAAACAACGAUUCCAACGAGCGAACCUCGUGGUCAAUGGCGGAUGUUUUCGAUUAAAGAGGUAGAUAAGUUAGUUUACUUUCAUGGGGCCUUAUGCGAAACGCUUAGACUUUACCCACCAGUUCCAUUUCAACAUAAAAUCCCUUCACAACCUGACGUUCUUCCAUCGGGGCAUCACGUGAAUCCUAAAACAAAGAUAAUAUUUUCAUUAUAUGCAUUGGGAAGAAUGAGCGAUGUGUGGGGGAAGGAUUGCAUGGAGUUCAAGCCAGAGAGAUGGGUUUCAGAAAAGGGAAGGAUCAUGCAUGUGCCGUCUCACAAGUUCUUGGCGUUCAACGCAGGGCCAAGAACUUGCUUAGGAAAGCAAGUGGCUUUCACUGAGAUGAAAAUAGUAGCAGCAGCCAUGAUUCAUAACUACGCUAUUGUUCAAGAAACAGGGCAGGAGGUUGUUCCAAGUGCUUCCAUUAUUCUUCAUAUGAAGCAUGGAUUGAAGGUCAGGGUUACUAAGAGAUGGAGCUGCUGAAGUUAUUAAAAGGAAAAGAAAUAAAUGAAGAAGUAUCAUUAAACACGUGGUAAUGUGCUAUUAUUUCGUCUAACAAAUCAGUUAAGAUAUCAGUAUCUCUUAUAUUUAUUGUCGAUGUGCUACAAAUGUAUGGUGGAUUUAAUUGUCUAAGAUGAAA